This is a messenger RNA of Stegodyphus dumicola, 4014 nucleotides long. RefSeq lists its product as uncharacterized. The record is from RefSeq and is a predicted model, not a curated record. Lineage: Eukaryota; Metazoa; Arthropoda; Arachnida; Araneae; Eresidae.
AUGAAACGCUCAUCCACGGAUUCUGUGAUAUUGAGUAAAAUUUCCCCUUGGUGAUGGACUUUAGUGAGAGUCUCCCGUUGCUCUUCGUUUAAAAGUUCUUGUGUAUUUUUGAACAAGCCACCCAGAGGACAAUGAAAUUGAUCACCUUCUGGAGGUGGUGGAUACCUUCAUGGUUCCUGUUCCAUAUAAUUUUACAAAAUUGCUCUGCUCAAACGACAACUACCCUUACUCCGACAACCCUUGCCAAUGGUGCAGAUGCGGCGACUGCUGCAACUACGCUCUUUCCCACUGCAGUACCUUUAGCGACAACAGAAGGAGGGACUACAUUAUCUGGAGCCGAUUCUGCAGCCCCUACUACAACUGUUGCAACAGAAGGUGCCACUGCAGAAGUAACCACAGAAAAUCUAGCCAUCAGUGAAGAUCUAAGAGCAAGUGGACUGACACGGGGAUAUAGGUUUGAGUCCACAAGGAAAAGGCCAGCUGCCAAGCAGGAAACGGCUGGCCCUCGAGAAACCGAAACAGACAACAAGGACAAGACUGAUGAUAAAAAAAUCGCCUGGAAGUUUGGUAGAGGAGGUAAUAACCAAGACUCGUGGUCUGUCCGCCCAUCUCCAAACAACGGUUUUCCAUUAUGGAAAAAAGAAACACCAACCACUAGUGGAACAGGAGGAGAAUCUGAGCCUGCCACUGACGGGACCAAUAAGAAUAAGCCUAAUAAUCAGCCUGGAUAUGUUGUCUGGGACGUUGGGCAAGGAAACUCACCUAAUCAGUGGGCCUUAGGUGGUGGUUCAGACGGCUGGCCAGCAGGGGGAGCUGCUCCUAUCGGUGGAGGAUGGGCACCAGGUGAUGCAGGACCAGAUGCAAAUGUCGGGCCAGGAGCAUGGAAUGCUGGUGGGUGGGUGGAAGAUCAGACUCCAAACGAAGGAGAUGCACAAGCUGGAUGGGAUGAAGAUGACGGACCUACACCUGAUGACGGUGCUGCGCCUGGCUGGAACAGUGGGUCUAAUGGGGGAUGGAAUGGACCAAACGGAAACGUCGGUGGAUGGAAUAACGCUCCCCCGUCGGCAUCAAAUAAUAAUGGUCCACCUCAAACUGGUUGGGCACCUCAAUCUAACACAGCUCAAAACGGAUGGAAUGGUGCCCCAGGCCAACCGGUAGCUAACAAUGGUGGUGGAGGAUGGGCUGCACCACAGCAAGGAGGAGGUGGUUGGGCUCCACAGACAACGCAACCACAGGGAAAUGCCGGCUGGCCCCCUAAUUCUGGCAAAUGGGCAGGAGCAUCUCCUAUACCCGGAAACUCAGGAAGCUGGAACAGUGGGCCUCCAACGGGAGGAGGAGGUUCUUGGGAUAAUGGCCAAACUAAUGCAGAUGGAUGGAAUGGAGGAGGAAGUUCUACAGUUGGAUGGGAAGAUGCAGGUUUGUCAUGGAAAGUUUACAAUGAGGACACAAAAACUAUGGAGAAUUUAGACGACAAUUCUGGCUGGAAAGUUAUUGGAGAUGGUGGUGCUGAUGGGUGGAAAUUGGUGGAUGAAAAGGGUAAUGUUGAAUGGAAGAUCGAAAAUAUCAAUGGUGAAUGGAGAGUGACUAGUGCAGAUGAUUUACCAAAGCAAAGUAACACUACAGCUCCUGCAACAGAAAACGGAAACAAUUACACAUUAUCGGAUAACUCUAAUACUACGUCUUCCGAUAUUGCAGCAACAACACAGGCACCAACAGGAGGAUGGGAUGAUGACAAACAGGGCAGAUAUAUUGUGUGGAAAUUUUCAGAAGACGGAAAGGGAGAAGCUAGAGUAUAUGGAGGCAAUGGAGCUGAACCUGAAGUGUGGACUGUAGGUGAUAAUAAUCAAUGGUGGAAGGACACAAUGGGUAUAAAAUCAGCAGAUACAGGACAAGGUAGCUGGAGUCCCAAUGGUGGUGCUCCUCCUGUGUCAACUACUGGUGGAUCUACCUCUUGGAAUAAUGGUGGGCCAUGGCAAACUGCAGCAGGAUGGCCAAAUAAUGCACAGCAACCAGUUACAAGUUCUUGGCAGAAUGGUGAUGACGGAACUUCACAAACAGAUAAUACAGGGUGGCAAGUUGGAGGGGCAUCUCCUCCUACAGGAAAUGACUGGCAACAAGGAAUUAGCAUUCCUUCUCAGACAAAUGGUGGUGGCAGCUGGCAAACGGGGGGAACACCAUCUCAAAAUAGAUGGCCUCAGAAAAAUGGAGGGCCAACAAAUGGAUGGAAGAAUGCAGCUCCGCAAUCCGGUGGAAGAUGGCAAAAUCAAGCUCCCCAAACAAGAGGAGGAUGGAAAUAUGCAAAUCCUACCUCUCAGGCUGGAGGUGGUUGGCAAAAUGGUGGAGCCAGCUCUCAAAAUUCAGGAGGAAGUUGGAAGAAUGGAAAUAGCCCACCACAAAGUUCUUGGCAAAAUGGCGGUACUGCUCAAGCAGGCGGUGGGUGGGCGAAUGGAGGAGGAACGCGUAAAGGACGGACGAAAGGAAGAUGGAGAAAUGGUGGAGGUAAGAACAGAGCGAAUGGUAACUGGGCUCAAAAUAAUAAGGCAGGUCGUUCUAGGAAAACGGGUGCCUCUGGAGGUUCUUGGAAUAAUGGCAAUUCUGGAGGUUCUUGGCGCUCUCAAGGACAAGCACCGGCAAGCUGGAAUAAAGGCCCACCUCCUAAAUCACCUCCUCCGGCUUCUAACGGAGGAGGAAGAUGGCAAAGUAACAAAAAUAAAGCAGCCGGAACAGGAACCUGGUCUGGUAAUGGUGGAGGAGGACAAACUGUACCUUAUAUAAUUCUAAUAAAAACUCCCGAUGCGGCAGCACCAGCGGCAGCACCACCGGCUCCAUCAAAGCCCUGGUCAGCUAAUGGAAAUGGAGCUAAUGUUAGACGAUCUAAAAAUGGUAAUGGCAAUAAACCGAAGAAUGGUAGGCCUAACAAUGGAUGGAAAAUGAAUAGAGCGGGUAGUAGUGGCUGGCAGUGGAAUCCAAAUGGAGGAAACGAAGGCUGGCGUUGGAUGGAUGGAUGGAUGGGAUCUGGGGGAGGAUUUGGCGGAUGGAUGGGUGAUAAGAGUACUGUGUUCACCAGCUGGAAACCUACGAAAGGAAAUGGAGCAGGAUCUGCUAAAACUCCCACCCAACGAUCGGGUAGAAUUCCUAAAGGAAGUAAAAAGAGUGGCAGCAAGAUGGUGUUUGUUUUUGGAACAAAAAGGAAUUCUGGGGAAAACUGGCCUCAGCCUGCUGCAUCUGACAGCAGAAAAGGAAAACAAGUUAUUAUUAUUGACUAUACUGCUGCAGGCAAAAAGGCUCCUAAAGGAGAAGACGGUAUGAAAAAGGAUAUUGAAUCGGUUAUUCAAGCUCUCAAAUCUGCCAAACCAACUGGUGUUAAAGGCACAGCUGUGUGGAAACAGCCAGUGCAGAACCAGAACCAACAAAAACUUCCGUCAUCCAGGUAGUUUACGUUAUUAUAAAAGAAAUACUGCGUUUGUAGAAAGAUUCCAAGCAUUACAAGCAAUGAAUUGAAUUAUUUUCGUUCCUAUGCUUUAGAGAAAUCAUUAUGUACAUAAAAUGCUAACCUUGUUUACACUGAAAAGUUAUGACCAUGAGAUAAAGUAUAUUUUCCUGCCAUGUAUAGAACUGACGCUCAAACUCAGAACUGAACGGAAUGUAGUGUGAGUUAAGUUUUACCUUUUUUCCCUAGUAGAGGCAUUAUAGCACACUUUAGGUCUCAAAGGUAAUUUAUUCCGCUUACAGCUAACUGUAUUGCAGAUGAAAACCAAGGCAAUAGCAUCACUUUUCUCUUCUGUGUAACACUGUAAAUAUUUAGGGAUGUUUUAAAUGAUUGUUUUGUAAAUUUUUAUCAUAAGUUUUGUAAGGGUGUAAGAAUACAGGGCAAUAAUUAUGAUAUUCAGCAAUUAAAUUGCACUCGCAUUUUAGAAAAUUAAUUUUUCUUUUAACAUCAUUACCUUGUUUUAGUAUUUGUAUUACUAAAUAGUGUGCUGUCGUUUAUUUUGUAAAUAAAAUGUUUCAACAUCA